AUGGAACCAGAAGCGCUAGCAACAGCGGGUUCAAGUCAGUCGACACCCACGAAUCAAAACGCUUGGAAAGAUCCAGUGGAAACCUUUACUCUAAAAGAUGGAAGAAUCUUAGGUUACGCCAGAUAUGGGGCGCAAACUGAUCCCAAAACUCUUCCUAUCUUCUACCUGAACGGAACCCCUGGCUGCCAUCUUGAAGCUUUGCUCGUCGACCAAGUGGCGGAACGUCUCGGGAUUCCGGUCAUAUCAACAGACCGCCCCGGAUUUGGUCGGUCCACCUUUCAUGUGGGCCGUACUCUACUGUCAUGGCCGCAGGAUAUCAUCGAGCUUGCUGACUACCUUGAUAUCCCGAAGUUCGGAGUCCUUGGUCUAUCGGGCGGCGGGCCUUACGCAUUAGCAUGUGUCCAUGCUAUACCACGGGAGCGCCUUGUUGCGGCAACAGUCGUGUCAGGAAUAUAUCCAGUUUCUUUGGGUACCGCUGGGAUGAUGUGGCAAACUCGUCUGCUCCUCUGGGUCGCUAGUUAUUCAACGUGGUUGGUCGAGAAGUUGAUAGGUAUGACGAUGGGAAGGGUGACACACACUGAGAUAAAGGACUUGAUUAAGAUGAUGGAAGCCCAAGCUGCGAUGCUACCCCAGCCUGAGAUAGAUAAAGAGUGCAUGAAAAAAAUUGCGAAGGACGAUAUCCUCAUUGGGGCUUAUAUUGGGUCAAUGAAGGAGGCGUUGCGGCCAGGGGCCAAAGGCGCCGCAUGGGAAUUUGGGUUAUUUUCUACCGAUUGGGGUUUUAAGCUUGAGGAUUUGGAUUCAAGUCGACUAGAAAUAUGGCAUGGUGGCCUUGACGUUAAUGUCCCGGUUGGAAUGCCCGAUAAAGCCUCCCCGCUGUUACCAAAUGCUCCAUAUCAACGGAUGGACGUGGAUGGCCAUGUUAGUGUCAUAAUGCGGCACACGGAAGAUAUUCUAUCGAAUCUCAUCCGCAGGUUUUAA
Messenger RNA from Orbilia oligospora ATCC 24927, 978 nucleotides. RefSeq lists its product as uncharacterized. The record is from RefSeq and is a predicted model, not a curated record. The transcript has a single exon. The coding region runs from base 1 to 978 and encodes 325 amino acids. NCBI's taxonomy places the organism in Eukaryota, Fungi, Ascomycota, Orbiliomycetes, Orbiliales, Orbiliaceae.